Molecule: messenger RNA, 867 nt
Organism: Podospora pseudocomata
Lineage: Eukaryota; Fungi; Ascomycota; Sordariomycetes; Sordariales; Podosporaceae
Exons: 2
Coding region: 1-867 (288 amino acids)
Source: RefSeq, a predicted model, not a curated record
AUGGAUACGAUUGCCAGCUUCAGCGGACUCCAUUUGAGAGUUGUAUUUGACGACAACCUUCCCAUCGAGGUCCCUAGACCGGCCCGUGGCCAGAUUGCCGAGUGUGAGAAGCACGACCAGCAGUUGGCGGAUGGUUUCUUUUGCCCAGAGAGGCUACUUGACGUACAGGGCACCGAGUUACGUUUGGUGGCACGCGAAGAAGCCUUCACGGCAGCACAGAUUCCGAAGUACGCCGCUCUCAGUUACUGCUGGGGCUCGACAGAUGAUGAUGCUCGCGCGCAAAUCACACUGACGCAAGGAAGUCUCGCCCAGCACCGGCUUGGGAUCCGGUUCAAAAGGCUACCUCUCUCGGUGCAGGAUGCGGUUGCCAUGACUAGGGCCCUUUCUCUGCGCUACCUGUGGGUUGAUGCACUUUGCAUCUCGCAGGACGAUCCAGCUGACUGGGACCUACAAUGCGUGGAUAUGCACAAGAUCUACGGCAACUCCUUUGUCACCCUCUGCGCUGCUUCCUCACAGAGCUGUCGCCAGGGAUUCCUCCAGCCUAAACCAGAGCAUCGGAUCUUGAUGCCAUACCGGUCAUCCUUUGCGCCCUUUUCUGGGCAGUACUGCUUGCGACUGAGGGGGGUCGAAGCCGAUAUUGACUACGCCUCUGUAGUGACAAGCCUCAGGAUCGCAUUUGUCGCCAGGGAUACUCGACAUGAGGAUUUCAAAACGGACAGUCGGUGGGCAAGGAGAGGUUGGGUGUUUCAAGAGAGGGCUUCAUCCCUCCGUAGCAUCGUGUUUGGAAAACAAAACCUUCACUUCGUCUGCUCCAAAACCACCAAAACAAUGAAUGCUUCCUACAGCAGUUACGAAGCAGAAAUAUGA